Messenger RNA from Exophiala oligosperma, 1570 nucleotides. RefSeq lists its product as uncharacterized. Gene Ontology annotation, molecular function: monooxygenase activity; FAD binding. The transcript has 3 exons. Bases 1 to 1401 code for a protein of 466 amino acids. Lineage: Eukaryota; Fungi; Ascomycota; Eurotiomycetes; Chaetothyriales; Herpotrichiellaceae. The record is from RefSeq and is a predicted model, not a curated record. Gene Ontology annotation, biological process: secondary metabolite biosynthetic process.
AUGGACUCAUCAAACCCCAUCCCGGUCAAAACUCAACUAAAGCGAGACCCUUCGACUCAACUCGACAUCAUCGUCGUGGGCGCCGGUCUGGGAGGCGUCGGCGCUGCCAUCUCACUCCUCCUCGCGGGCCACAAGGUCACGAUCCUCGAAGCCGCGGCCGAGAUAGCCGAGGUGGGAGCGGGCAUCCAACUCCUUCCCAACAGCUCGAGGGUCGUACAGUCCUGGGGCCUUCGGGAACGUCUCGAGCAGCACGCCACCAAACCUUCGCAGAUCAACAUCCUAGGAUGGAAAGGCAACAUCAUCUCGUCCAUGGACUUUGCCGAGAGCGCCCGUCCCUUUCCCGGUACGUUUUACUGGGACUUUCACCGCGCGAAUCUGCACAAAGUCUUGCUCGAACGGGCCGUCGAACUCGGAGCGGACAUCAAAGUGCAAUCGCGAGUCGUGGACGUGAGGAUAUCAUCAUCCGACAACAACGGCGACAGCGACAAUGCCGCAACAGCCACAGUAAUUCUCGACUCUGGCGUCGAGUACGUGGCUGAUCUCGUGAUCGGCGCCGACGGAAUCAACUCAUGUCUUCGAGAAGUUCUCCUUUCCCGUGCCGACCCUCCAACGCCCACUGGCGAUCUGGCUUACAGACUUCUCAUCCCGACCGAGCACAUGCUCACCGACCCGGAGUUGAGGCCCUUUGUCACGAACCCGCAGGUGAAUUACUGGCUGGGUCCCGACGCCCACGCCGUCAAUUAUGUGCUGCGUGGAGGCAAGUUGUUGAACAUGGUCCUCCUGGUACCUGACGACAUGCCGGUCGGUGGUGCCAACACUCUCGAAGGUAACGUCGAGGAGAUGCGUGCAUUGUUUAAAGAUUGGGAUCCAAGAAUACCAAAACUCCUGGCACUUUGCGAAUCCGUCUACAAGUGGCGUCUCCAGAUCCGAGUCAGCGACGAACCCUGGUCCCACCCUUCUGGAGCUUUCACCAUGUUGGGUGACGCCGUGCACGCCACCCUACCUUACCUCGCUUCAGGUGCCGGUAUGUGUCUGGAAGACGCCGCCGUCCUGGGGGAGUUGUUCUCUCGGGCGCCCGACCCGAAAUCCUCUCCGAAGGUCAAAAGACAACUCCUCGACAUUUACGAAAAGUGCCGCAAGGACCGGACGGCCAUGAUCGUCAAACGCGGCAACCUGCAACAAUACCUCUACCACCUGCACGACGGCCCGGAACAGCGAGAGCGGGACCGGGCCAUGGUGGCCAUGGAGGAAGGUGAGGCUUUGGCCUGGAGAGAUUCGGGACUCGCCCCGAAACUGUUGGGCUAUCAGGCCGAAAAGGAUGUCGAUCAGUAUUGGCCCCCUCCUUGCCUAAGGAACCAAGCUCAAGAUCAAGACGGAGAAUUCGUUCAGAGUCGACUAUGAAGAACGAGUGCGACGACAAGCGGAGAUCACGGCGACCACAGAAGAAGAUUUCUUGCAUUGGAAUUAACCCGGCCUGGUGUUUUGUCCAAUGCCCGGACCAUGACUAUACCUGAACAUGCUCCAUCUAAGCUAUACGCAAUCUUGCUACUACUGUACCUAUAGUUUAAAG